Messenger RNA from Lolium perenne, 2375 nucleotides. Its product is annotated as protein LNK1. Lineage: Eukaryota; Viridiplantae; Streptophyta; Magnoliopsida; Poales; Poaceae. Gene Ontology annotation, biological process: regulation of DNA-templated transcription; circadian rhythm. The record is from RefSeq and is a predicted model, not a curated record.
CUGCCGUGGCUGCGAGCCACCCCUCUCUGCCGCCGCUACUCAAAAUAUAGGAGCACAAAUACUCGCCCACCAAAAAAUUCAGGCCAGAGAUUUCCUUUUUUAAAAUAUUUCCUCUCCGGAAGCCUCUAGAGGCGGAGAAGCGAGCCAGCCACCGAACAAGCCCUUUCGUCCUCUUGCUGCGGCGGCUCAGCCACGAGACGUCUCGAAACUACAAGCGGAUUCGUCCAGUUCUUCUUCUUCUUCCCGGAGCAGGACCAGCGAGGUUUCGUUUCGGAUUCAGGUUUGAUCCAACCCAAAUCCUUUGAUUUGGCAAGGAUUUGAACUACACCAACUGGGGAUCCUGAGUUGAAUAUGAUAUCAAAUCCGGUCAACUGGUACAGUUUCGGCCCCGGAUAGAACCAGUAGUGAUGCCAGAUUGGAAGGUGGGAGAGUUUGAGGGUAAAUUCAAGGAUGAAUUUGCUCAAAGUAAUAACAACGUGCAAGAAGACGGAGCUGGCCCUUUGAAUAUCUCCAAUAAAAAACUCAAGCAUGAGAUUACUAGUGAAAACAACCCUGCAGCAAAUUAUUCAGAUUUACAGAAAUGUAACCCAGAGCACACCCAUUCUACUAGUGUGGGUAUCAACAGUACCGAUGACCAUGUAAGAGACUGCAAAACUGAAUCAAGUGCUUUUCCCUUGAGCACAGAUGAUGCUGUAUCUGAAACAAGAUACCAAACAGAAAACUGGAACAAUUGCCAGUUUGCACUCAACAGUGGUUCAGCCGUUCUCGAUAAUGACAGUGCUCCGCAGAGUGACCUCAAUUAUGGAGAUAAUGAUCUAAACUUCAUUGAUUGGCCUAGCAUUGAUAAUUUCGAGGAUGUUGAUACCCUGUUCAGGAGGUGUGAUUCCACAUAUGGUGAACAACAGCUGGAGAACACUGACGGGCUGUCAUGGAUUCCUUCUUCAGACACCAUUUACUCCUCUGAUGUUGCUAUGCAGACAGGGUUUGACUCUUCUUAUUCAGACUAUGGUAUGCUGGAUGACCUUCCAGCAUUUCAUUGUGCACAAGAUAAAUCCCUGCCAACAACUGAUGAGCAAUUCAAUGGCAAUUAUCCAUUCAACGAGCAAAAGAAUGUUAAUGUAUAUGGAGAACAGGCUUACCAAGGGAAUGCAAUGGAAUUGCUGUCCACUGACCAGAUAUCCAAUGGAGACGGAAAUUUUGAUACGAUUGGAGAGCGAUAUUCAUCAGAAAACUCCAUGCAACAGUUUGAGGACAGGAAGUUUUCUAUAUCUUCAGGAUCUCAAUUAAGCUCCUCACAGAAUUUACUGAAGCAAAAGCUCCACUCAGAUUCAACUUCACCAAGCAACAUUACUUCUGAGUGCUAUUCAGAUAGAAAUUGCCAGUUCAGUCCAUCUGGAUCGUUUGCACAGAGGAACUUGACAGUGCAACAAUCAGGACAGCCCAUAAAUGAUAAAGAACAACUUGGUCAACAAACAUUGAGCAGAAGAGCUUCAUAUCCUUGUGAGAACUAUGAGGUUGGAAAAAAGGGCUUAGGAAAAAGAAGUAUGGGGGAUCGUCAGGAUACAGUGGGUACAUCAAUGGUGGUGGAUGGCUCUUUCGUGUCGUCUCUUUCUUCUGAUCAUUCAGUUGAAGAAAGCAGCUUUCGACAACUUCAAGGCGCAGUUAAGCAGUUGGAUGUGAAAACAAAACUGUGCAUUAGAGAUGGUUUAUACCGCCUUGCAAGAAGUGCACAAAAUAGACCAGUUUUUUCCAGUGCGGUGAACAGCCAUGGAGAUAGCCAGGAUGUAAAGGAUACACAAAAUACAGAUACUUCGGGCAGGUUUGUUGAUCGUAGGAGCAUUGAGACGCAGACAAAUCCAAUCGACCGUUCUAUAGCACUUCUGCUUUUUCAUCAGCCAUCAGACCAAGUGGCUGGAGCUGUUGACAAUCCUCGGCACUAAAAUCAGAAUCGUAACCACCAGGCUUCUGCUAAAAAAUCUAGGUUGCAAAAAUUCUGAAGAUGGCUGGUGGAGAUUCAACGAUGGCCUCUAUUCAUGUAUAUUGUAGUCAUGGUCGCUGUGAUUGCAGGGGAGCAAUUGUAAUGGCUAUCCGCCAUGAGCUGGUUAAGCAGUUUACAGCUACCAAGACCGUUUUAGCUGUUAGUCAGCUGCAAGCAAGAAAUGUGUACACCAGUUAACCAGCUAGCUUUGACUGUGCGUACCCACAUUGUGAAUUCCGUUCGUGAAGCUCGACUUUUGUGUUCGUUCUGACUAACAUUUUGUGUAAUCUCGAGACAUAGAUUUUGAUAUUGACUUGUAUAUUCAGGUGGCCUUUUUAUGUAAUAUCUUGAACGUGGAGAAUCUCUGGUUCUAUGCAGGACAUCCCUUGUGUAUUCA